AGAGAGAGAGAGAGAGAGAGAGAGAGAGAGAGAGAGAGAGAGAGAGAGAGAGAGAGAGGGGAGAGUAAAAAAAGAGAGAAAAAUCCAGCAAACAAGAAACAAGGUGUACUGGACAUGCAAGCCGAGGCACGAGUGACUAAAAGGACAUGAAGUAGACUGCACAGGAGCAGCAACAGCAUGAAAGUAGAGGCCACUCCCGCCGCCUCUGCCGCGCCUCCCAAACCAGCCCCCGCCGCCCGCCACUCCGUCACACACACCGCGGAUGGUACCUGAACGCUGAUUGGCUCCAGGGUCGGCCGAUAUGAUGCUGCCCACUAACGUUGUAUCGUUCGUGAAAAAGAUGGUGGCGUCGGAGCAUGGAGGCGGAGGGGAGGCGGGGAGCCCAGGGGUAGGGCCUCGCACGGACGCCCCAGACUCAGGGACAACGUUCUCCAAAAUCAGACACACACUUACCUCUGGCAUUCACGGGACAGUCACCAAGUUGUCGCCCACGAGAUCCCCAGCGCCCAACGCCCAUCCCGACGGCUGCUCUCUCUCGUCCUCGUCAUCGUCCUCAUCGGCGGGCGUGGUCGGGGGCCAGCAGUCCUCUGUGUCUGUGGAGGAGAGGUCGCUGCUGCAGAAGGUGUGGGACAAGAAUGAACGGUUCGACCCCUCCGAUGGCAGGAUAUUCAAGCUCCCUCCCAUCACCACGCCCACUGCUCCCUCGAUCGGGGGUAACGGGGGCGGGGGCGGAGGCGGCGGCAGUGGUGGCGGCCGGGGCGGCGGCCUCUCCCCUCUGACGCCCCCUAUGGGCGGCGGGAAACAGGGCGAGGUGAGCGGCAGCAGCGGCAUGCCCUUCCCCACCAGAACACAAAGGUCACCCGGGUCAUCCUGUAGAGUGUGCGUUAAGACUCUGAAGGACUCUGAGUUUUUCAAGGUGUGCUCGGAGUGCGGGAACAAGGUGUGUGAGGACUGCGCCUCCUACUCCACCCAAUCCUCCGAGGGCGACCAGGAUACUUGGAACUGCAGCAUCUGUCGUCGGCGUCUUUCCUCGCGCGCCAAGAGUGAGCAGCCGGCGUCAAGUGAAGGCAUCACGCUCACCACUAAGGUACCCCCAGUCAUGACCGCCCCCAUUCCCUCACCUACCCCUGGCGCCCCUACCGCCCUCACCCUCUUCAGUGGCCUGGCUAAGAUGGCGUCCACUAUGGCCACUACCACCCAAUCACAGCAGACUACAAGCGCUGCGACGAACACUCUGUCCACCACUCUUUCAAGCACUCUGGCGGCCAGCACACACGCCAGCACCCUGGCCGCCCCCACCACACAGUCCAGUACCAUCCAGACCACCACCACCACCACCCUGGCACCCACCACCCAGCCCACCAGCAUCCAACAGACACCCAGCCUGACUAACGCCUCCUCCACGCCCACCAAGGAAGAGGUACCACUCUCCUCCACCAACGGUUACGCCCCACGCAAGGUGUCCCGCAGCGCCAUCAAACAGUCUUCAUUGGACCGCACUAGGUCGAUUGAAAGAUCCAGGUCCCGUGACGACUCUCGGGACAGACGGCCGUCAUGUGUGGCGGCGCCACUAGACACCCGAAGAACGCGUGAUAGGUCACGGGAAAGGGUCGUAGUGCCGCGACGUCGCUCCGACAACGACGAUGAGAACUUGCCGACACCGGGCCGAUCAACGUCGGUGCGCAGGGGACGGAUGAGCGACUACAUGUUGCGUGACGCUUCCGAUGACUACCUUGGCUUCGGCGGCGGGAUCAGCGCAGCACACAGCGAGACGGACGUGUCACGCUCCAGAAAAACCAGCCAUGCUGGCCUCCAUAUAACGCGGCCUUUGGACACCGGUGUGGCAAGGACAGCGGCAGAGGACGCCUCGCUCCAUCGAGAGUGUGAGUCUUCAGGGGACGAGGUGGCUGGGAGCGGCUGGCAGGCACGAGGCCGACGGCGCUCCAUCAUCCGCCAGCAGUCCUACGACGAAGAGGACGGUGAUGGGGAGACAUUCGCCAACAACGCAGCCAACUCCCUCUCGCUCUGGGGCGGUGGCGAGCCCCCUGUUCGCCGCCACUCUACCCAGGAUCCCUCACGGCGCGAUGACUCACUGGAGGGUCGCCGCACGAGGGACUCCCUGGACGUGCCCUCACACGGCCGCGUGCACCGCCACCAUUCUUGGGACUACGACGUGACCCGCGACACUCUGCCCAUUACGGGAAUCAUGACCUCUGGCACUGGGUCACGCCACAGCAGCGAGAGUGACCUGAGCAGCGAGGCGCCCAGUGAGAGAGGGUCCACCACGGCGCUGGCAGAGGAGCAGCAGAGGAGGUUCUCCCGCCUGUCCAUCAAGAGGCGCUCCUCCUACAAGACCUCGAGGGGUGGCGUGAAGAAUGAAGUCACUGACCCUUAUGACGCUGAUGACCAAGGUGUUAUUGACUCGUCGCCAUCUCCACUGUCACCUGAUGUGACCAUUCCCGGCAGCGGGCCACAGGGCUCCCCGCGGCGCGCCGGCACGUCCAGCCUGGAGGACGAGCAGUGGCUGCACCCUACUGAAGAGGAGUAUCGCUCCUCCCGCCGCCGCUCCUCUGCAGUGUCUGAGAGUGGGCGGGUGCUACCAACGCCCCCUGCAUCUCCACGUGGUGCCAUGUACCCCUCCAUAGCUCCGACGCCUCCCAGCGGAGGCUCUCGCAUCACACAGUCGUUAGAAGUGAACCCAGGGCGUGACGAAGAAGACCGUUUGAGGCGGCAAAGUUCUGUGACUGAAGGCGAGACCAUCCGCAUUGUGAUUCAUGACGUAGACAUCGACCACCGCAAAGAUGGAGCUCAGGAGACGGGGCGAAGGAGAGUCAAGAUUAUGAGGGACAUGUCGGACGCAGCGCAUAGAACGCGCGGUCUAGGCAUGCGAGUGGUGGGUGGUAAGGUGGGUCCCGAUGGCCACCUUUUCGCCUACGUAGUGUGGACCGUUCCCGGUGGCCCAGCUGAGGCGGCAGGGGUCGUGCAAGGGGACAAGGUGCUCGAGUGGAAUGGCGUGGGACUAACUGACCACAGCUUUGAGGAGGUUUGCAGCAUCAUGGAAGAGGAGGUGCACCCGCAGGACGAGACUGUUCAUCUUCUCAUUGAACACUCCAAUGACCUACGCUCCCUUGAUUACGGCGAUGAGCACAGUGCCUUAGUUCAACAGAAGAAGGGAUCUCUAGAGGGCAGGAGCCCCUCAGAGGGAGAGAACGACUUGGCUCAAUCCUUAACUUCUCGACGCAAAUUGCCCCGAAUACCUGGUGACCUGAUGCGAGACCCAGUGAGUGGCAAGCUUCAGGUGCAGCUGUGGUACGACCAGGACAAGUCGCACCUGAUCGUGACGGUGGUGUCUGCCCACGACCUUCGCUUCAGAGACACAGCCACCUACGGCCCUCCUGAGGCCUUCGUCUGCCUGCGUCUGUACCCCUUCAGCGAUAGCAAGAUGUACAGCACGGGCGUGGCGGAACCUUCAUGCAAGCCUCUAUGGAACUCCUCCUUCAUCUGGGAGAGCCUGGCUGGCGAUUCUUUGCUUGGCCUCACGCUGGAGAUCUCCGUGUGGGACUACAUCUCACACACAGAAAACGGGUUCCUUGGUGAGACUCUAAUUGACCUGCGGCACGCUUACCUGGACGAGCGGCCCACUUGGUACCGCCUUCAGGAGCGCAGGUCCCGCAGCGCCAACGCCACGCCGAGAGGAUCCAUCGUGUCCUAUGACUUCUCUGUACCGUCUGUGAGGAGACCGUCUGUGCGCUCUGGCUCCGGUACGUGGAAUGACGGUGAAGACAGCAGGAACUCUUCACUGGACUCCGGUCUCCUACACCCAGACUUGGCGUGGAGAGACUCAAGGUCGCCCUCCAGACGUGGAUCAUCCUUGAGCGAGCAGGCAGAGAACGAGGUGUACCAGCUGUCCCGAUCCUACCCACACUCACUGCCUCAAUCAAGACGUUCCUCCGUAGCGUACCAAAGCUCCAGUCCGGAGUUCAAAGCUGAAGACCUGGAGGCGAGGCUGUCCGUGUCCAUGAGUCCCCUGGAGCGGCGCCGCAGCCACAGUUUUAGGUCCUCGACGCGGCAUGAAUUCCUGACAAGCGGCGAGGAAUCUUUCCCGAGGCAGCGGCGGGCGUCCCAUAGCGCCAUCAUGAGCAGGUCCCAUUCCGUCAAGAACACCAACGAUCAUUGGCACAAGAAAGGCGCCCCCAGCAACAGCCGCCCUGAGGAGGAGGGAAGACCAUGGAGCGUGAGCCAGGACGACGCAUCUCCUGACCUUGGCCCGGGUCAGGUUGUGCCUCGGGGAUAUAGGGACAUCCUCACAGAUGACUUCACGCUAGGGGAGAUCUACCUGUCGCUCACGCUGACCAAGGGCCAACUGGAGGUCGAGGUCAGCCACGCGCGGGGACUUCCCUCAGCCGCAUCGGGGCAGGAACCAGACACCUACGUGAAGACUUAUCUGAAGGACGGUGAUCGUCGCUUACAAAAGCGCAAGACCCGUGUAACACGCCACUCCCAGGAGCCCCAAUACAACCAAACGCUCCGCUACGCCGCCAGUGACGCCCUCGGUCGUUCCUUGUUGGUGAUGGUGUGGGAGCGGCAGCGUGGCUUCGAGCACAACAUCGGCAUGGGUGUUGCAGAGAUCAACCUGUCCAAGCUGGAGCAGGGCCACAAGACACAGCACGGGUGGUACCGCCUCCUGCCAGUCAGCAGCGUGGUGCGGGUUGACUCGGAUUCCGGGGACAGCGUGCGCUAGCGAGGGAACGCCUUGACCACGCUCACAACCAUGCUCCUCUUUCUCUCUGUUCUCCUUCUUCACCUACUACUGACACUCCUCCAAGUUCGCCAGAAGGAGGGUGGGGACUGGGCGCGACUACACACAAACACACACACCUCAAGGAACACUCCCUGAAACUCUCCAUUUAUAUCCUCUUGUGCUGGACAUAGUAUUAAGAAAUGGCUGUAGAGGCACCUUCUUCUGCCCUACUAGAACUACUACUGCAACUACUACUACUACUACUACUACUACUACUACUACUACUACUACUACUACUACUACUUGGCACAAAUCUUUCAGCAGAAAAUGAAAAAUGGCGAUGGGUAACUGUACCAGAAGCACACCAGUAGAGGGCACAGGUGACGCCCGGGCACAUGAAUUGCCUGCUGAUCCUGUGAGACAUGCUAGGAUCUGCUUGGUGCUAUAUUACACCAAAAGGGCGACAAAUCUCUCUCUCUCUCUCUCUCUCUCUCUCUCUCUCU
Molecule: messenger RNA, 5244 nt
Organism: Portunus trituberculatus (swimming crab)
Lineage: Eukaryota; Metazoa; Arthropoda; Malacostraca; Decapoda; Portunidae
Product: regulating synaptic membrane exocytosis protein 1-like
Exons: 27
Coding region: 302-4741 (1479 amino acids)
Biological process (GO): regulation of synaptic plasticity; calcium ion-regulated exocytosis of neurotransmitter; regulation of membrane potential
Cellular component (GO): presynaptic membrane; cytoskeleton of presynaptic active zone
Molecular function (GO): transmembrane transporter binding; small GTPase binding
Source: RefSeq, a predicted model, not a curated record